Messenger RNA from Blepharisma stoltei, 757 nucleotides. The record is from the annotation of a GenBank genome assembly. NCBI's taxonomy places the organism in Eukaryota, Ciliophora, Heterotrichea, Heterotrichida, Blepharismidae.
AUGUCUUGGACCGUAAUUAUUCUUUUUAUCUCUGAACUUUCAAAAUCGCAGUCAUGCCCUUGUGCGUCACACUUACUCGGAAAUGGAAAUUGUGAUGAUAAUUGCAAUAAUGAAAUUUGCAGUUAUGAUAACGGAGACUGCAAAUCUGCAUCUUCAAGCAGCUCUGAGCUUUCUGAUACUACGAAAACUGCAAUAAUUGCCUUAUGUGUAUUAGCAGGGAUUGUAAUAGCAUUGUAAAUAAAAUGUAGAACCUUUUGCUUCUAUAUAUGCUGGAAGAGAAACUCAAGAUGAAUAAAUAAUAUAAGGAUAAGACUGAAUAGAGAAAGAAAUGAAUCCAUUGGAGUAACUGAAGUGCCGCAGCUAGAAACUACUAAUCUGACACUAACUAAAUAUGAAAUAAAUACUCAAAUUGGAAGUGAUUAUUUUCCGACAAAACAGGAAAUUAAAGGAGAGCCAUUGUGCACGAUUUGUUUACUUGAAUUUCAAAUAGGAGAUUCCAGGCUUUGUUUUGCUUGAUGAUAUUUCAAAGGUCGAAUUUUUUUCCUAGUGAAAAAUUUGAAUACUUUGUGAUGUGUUUUGACGAGGAAAUGUCACAAUAGAAAAAAUAUAACCAAAAAUUGGCAACGGAGAUUCUAUAAGGGUUACGAAGUGCGGUCAUGGAUUUCAUUUAUCGUGCUUAGAUGCAUGGCUGCUAUCAGCUGACAGAAAAAAAUGUCCAAAUUGUGGAGAUUUAUUGAUAAAUAGGAAUAAAUAUUAA